UGAUGGCAUCGCCCUCACUUGCGAGGAACCCCACAAAUAUAAACCGCCUAAACCUUUCCUUGCUCUCGAAGAGUCAGUCUCAGGCAGAGGAGAGGAGAGGAGAGGAGAGGAGAGGCUCAUAUAUGACUUAGACUAGUAGAUCGUGCGAUGCGAGUAUCUGCAGAUCACUUCUUCUUCUUCUUUUUUUUCUUUCGUUUUGGUUGUUGAUUUUAUUUUCCCCUUCUAAGUGGCAGUUAGUUACCCAUGGAGAAUACUGAAUUUUUGGUAGAUGAUGAUGUUUCCGCGCUAAUUGAUUGGGAUUUGUGCGAUGGAUCGCAGAAUUGUGCUGAUAUUUUCGGAACAGAGGUCCCUGCGCCUGCCUUGGAUUCUCCCAAGUAUUCUGAUGCGCCGGUCUCUUCGUGGUUCAGCGAGAUCGAGAACUUACUGAUGAAAGACGACGAUGAUUCCCCUGCGGAUCUCGACUUUCACUCCUGCGAGAAUUUCCUCGAAGAUGUUCUCGUCGAUUCUAAUUCCGGUGACUGCUGUUGUGUUUCAACGGAUAAGGAAUCGAGCGGUUCGGAGACGAAGGAAGAGCAGGAGAAACUAGACGGAUCUAAGGGGAACGGUGAUGAUGAUGACCCGGUCGCCAAGAAACGGAGGAGGCAGAUGAGAAAUAGGCAUGCGGCGGUGAGGUCAAGAGAGAGGAAGAAGACGUACGUGAGGGAUUUGGAGAUGAAGAGUACGUAUUUAGAAGGGGAAUGCAGGAGACUGGGGCGGUUGCUUCAGUGUUUUGUUGCUGAGAAUCAAGCUUUACGCCUUACUUUGCAGAAAGGCAGUGCAUUUGGUGCUUCGUCGGCCAAGCAGGAGUCUGCUGUGCUCUUGUUGGAAUCCCUGCUGUUGGGUUCCCUGCUUUGGUUCCUGGGCAUCAUGUGCCUGUUCUCUCUACCAACACAACCCCAGUCGUAUAUGGGGGCAGUCCGACUGGGAAACCAGAAAAGUCCAGAAAGUCUGGUUCGAAAAGGAGCAGGAAGUAACAUGUUUAUAUUCCUCCCCCAAUUGUUGGUGAACAAUAGAAGGUGCAAAGCUUCAAGGACGAAGAUGAAACGAGAUUUCUUUUUGGUCUGAGGCCUCUCUUUUCAUAUUAAACUUUUUUUAUUUUUAAAUUUUUUUUGUUGCUUUUGUUCGUGAGAAACAUCUUUUUAAGGUUUUUUAUAGUAUAAAUAAACAAUCAUGGUAGGAUGAUUUUGAGUGAAAAAAACCCUUCAUUCUGGGUAUCUGUCUGUGUUUCAUUUUGGUCUC
Tripterygium wilfordii is the source of this 1278-nucleotide messenger RNA. Its product is annotated as bZIP transcription factor 60-like. The transcript has 3 exons. Gene Ontology annotation, molecular function: DNA-binding transcription factor activity. The coding region runs from base 244 to 1104 and encodes 286 amino acids. Gene Ontology annotation, biological process: regulation of DNA-templated transcription. Lineage: Eukaryota; Viridiplantae; Streptophyta; Magnoliopsida; Celastrales; Celastraceae. The record is from RefSeq and is a predicted model, not a curated record.